AGAUGCUUUUAAAAGAUGGGGAUACAGAGCCAGCUUCCUUCCUCUCCGUCUCUGGCCUUGGCACCAUGCUUUCGUCUUUCUCAGCAAGCCUGGUUAUCCUCUGUAAGCUUUUUCCGAUAGGAGGAGACAGACGAAUGUUUUUGCCUGGUGUGUCUAAAAGCGCACUCUCUCUCUCAGCAGUGUGAGCAAAAGUGUAAUUUCGAACCAUCGCUGCGAUCUGCCUUUCCUGAUGCCAAAAAGCAAGCUAUGCCAGUGUGCUAUGCCUCCCUCCUCAUGUGACUGGAAUCCUUCUUUGGGUUCUGGUGAGGAAGCAGAAAGCUUUCUUGUCCAAAUAGUCAGCGGAGAACAUCUCAUCCGGAGCCCAUGGAACAAAAAUUGAGCCCUGCUUUGGAAGAGAGAGCGAAAGGCGCGUAGUAGGAGAGCAGGCAUUUACAAACUCCUUGUCCUUAAAAUGGAAUGUAGCUUCCCCGGUUCUGUGUCCAGAAGCAGAAUUCAGUAGCACUCCUGCCCAGCCCAGGAAACACUGGUGGCAUAUCCUGAGUGAUGAAUACAUCCUGGCUCUGACAUCUGAAUGUGUGUGUAGAUUUCGGCACACAUAUGUACAUAUGCGGAAGGCUGGACUGUGAUGUUGCCAUGUCGUCCUUUGGAAAGCUCACAGAGUACUUCAGCUUAAGGAAGUCCAGGAAUGAAUUUCGAUCCGAUCGACGGAGUGGCAGGAGAAGUGGCAGCUACUGCUGCAGUAUCACCGAAUGCAGGUCAUUGGACAGAAAGCCCCAGAGACCUGUAUUAGGAAAGUCGCGGACCCUUCCAAGCAUCCCACAGUCUCCUGUUAUCAGCCGGGUUCCUCUUCUAGAUUCAAAGUUGUACCGGAAAGAAAUGCCAGAACAGAAGCAACACAGGAAUCACUCUGCUCCCGAAUAUGAGAAAGUGUGCACAGUACCCUCUACUGGAGAGGCAUGGCAGCUGGAAGAUGACUGUAUUGAAUCUCUGAGGGACUCUGCUUUUCAGCCAAGGCUGUGCACUGCAAUGAAUGAGGCACCUUUCAGGUCACCGAGAACGCACUCUUUCUACAUGAGGAAAAGUAUUUCAGUUGACAACCACCUGGGUUCUCUCAGCUAUUCGAUCCACACUACAGACAACAAGGCAGACCGAGUCAAAACCAAACUCCGGAGACAGUUUAGCCUUGGAUCAGCAGACAAGAAGGACUUGUACCCAGCCAAGUCUGAGAGCAGCCUCUCUAAGUUCACACACCGAUUAUCGGUGAAGCAGAAGCAGGAGAAGAGGAGGAAAGCAGAGUAUGGCUCGGCUGAACUGCCUGCCUUCCGUCCCAGGUCUCUGAGCGUUGAAUGGUCUUCCUCACCUAAAAUGACACAGCAAGUGAGGGACCUGCAGCUGGCCCAGUCUAGGAAGCAGCCAGGACCCUCAUCUCCAAAUGCUGCCAAGAGGCUCUAUCGGAACCUCUCUGGAAAAUUCAGAGUGAAUUACAUGUCAUUUGAUGAAGGAAGCUUAGCAGGGAGGAAUGAGAAGGAGAAGCUGCGAAAGUCCUACCUUUUUCAGGGCAAUGCUGCUCUCUUUGAGGCCGUUGAAUUGCAGGACCUCGAUAAAGUACAAGAACUACUCAGGCAGUAUAGCCUCGAAGAGCUGGAUCUUAACACCCCAAACAGUGAAGGUCUUCUGCCAUUGGAUAUUGCCAUCAUGACCAACAAUUCCCCCAUAGCCAAAAUACUGCUGCUAGCUGGAGCCAAGGAAAGCCCUCACUUUGUGAGUCUGGAAAGUCGAUCAUUACACCUCUCAACACUAGUCCGGGAGGCCGAACAGCGGGUCAGUGAUCUGACAGCGCAGGUUGUGAAUGAGGCCCCCAACGCAGACUGCUCGGAAAAAGAAAAGCAGCUGAAAGCCUGGGAGUGGCGCUAUCGGCUUUAUAAGCGCAUGACUGCAGGAUUUGAGCAUGCCCGCGUUCCAGAUCCACCCACAAAUGUCCACCUCUCAGUGGCCAGUAGCACAUCUGUGGAAGUUUCCUUCCAGGAGCCCCUAAGUGUCAAUUCAGCCGUUGUCACCAAAUACAAAGUCGAGUGGAGCUGCUCUUCCACCUUUUCCCCACCGCUGGGCGAAGUCUUGAUCAACAAGCUGAAAAACCUGCAAAUCACCAUCCAUGGCCUUGUCUCGGGUACGGCUUAUUAUGUCCAAGUAUCUGCUUAUAAUAUGAAAGGAUGGGGACCUCCACAAAGAUCAGUACCACCCUUUGCUGUUCCCUCAAACUGGAGAGAAUAUGAUGGGCGAGCCCCGCGGCGAAGAGGUCAAGCGGAAGCUUUGGACCACCUCCUCAACCAGGUGAAAAUGGUGCACCAGCAUUGUGUGUGCCAUGAGCCUUGUAAGAAUCAGCCACAGAGCAGAAAACACUCUGUCUCCAAGAGCCUAAAGUAUCUCUUCCACCCUGGUAGCAAAUUCUUGAAGACACUGAGAAGGGGCCUGUAUCUGGCGUCAAUAUUCUACAAGGAUGACAACAUAUUGGUGACACAUGAGGAUCAGAUCCCUGUGGUGGAGAUAGAUGACACUUAUUCCUGCCUCCUCAUGCAGGACUUCCUCUGGUUUACAAAGGUGUCAUGCAUGUGGGAUGAAAUCCUGUGGUUGCGACAGUGUGUCACCGUUUCCCAGUCAUCUUGCUCCUGUGUUUUGCAAACACGCCUCAAGAUGCUGCUGGCCAUCUCAGAGAUGCAGGGUCUGCUGGGAAUCCAAGACCUGGGACAGGUCUUUUUUGAACCCAUUAAAGACAAGCAGGGCAACAUUUUGAUUGUGACCCUAAAGGAGGUGAAGACAAACCAGACCUUUGAAAGUGUCCGCUGGGUCCCUCUCUCAAAGCUGCAGACCAGCCGCAAGUCUCUCUCCUCUCCGGAAGAGCCGACAGCGCUGGAUGUGCUGUGCAUGACCAUGCAGGACAAGCUGGCUUAUCACCAGCAAAGCAGCCAGGCCCUCCCUGCUGGUUUGUACUUGGGUUACUUGAAGCUCUGCAGUGCUGUCGAUCAGAUACGAGUGUUGGUGCCAGAACAGCGGCCAAACAUUCUGUGUCAUGUCAAGAUACGAAGCAACCCGAACAUCUCCAGGGAGGAAUGGGAGUGGCUGCAGAACCUGGCUAGCAUGGAGGAGCCCAUUCCUGCAGAGCGAGACCUAGAGACCACCCAGAAUCUCUUGCUUCAAGAGCUCCAGGCGGCAGUCAAAGAACUGGUGCAACUGGUCAACAUCCCACUGCAUGAGGCCAAAGAUUUCCGUCUGUACAGUCAGGAGGUUUUGGACUUCAGGGGGCAGGUCUCCUUUCUUCUGCUUCUGCCCCCUUCGGAUGAUGUGUGCACUGCCCCUGGCCAGAACAACCCAUAUACACCUCGCUCUGGGUUUCUUACGCUCCCUCUUCAGAUCUUUGAACUAGUUCAUUUUUUCACCUAUGACCAAGAGUUUAUUAGUCAGUAUUGCCAAGUGUCUGCACUCUUGGAGUUGGAGUCACUUCUUUCUCAACAAAACCUCAGGGAGGCCUUCUCAGACUCAGAACUAACUACUGCCAAGCAGAGGCAUCAGCAAGUUCAGGACUAUAUGCAGCAAAUGGAGGAGAUUUGGAGAGAAAUGCGUUGGAUGAUGGAUGCACUACAGCAUGCCCGGUACAAGCAGCCAUCUUGCGGCGUCUCACUUGUGUGGUUCAUUGAAGAGUCAAGCACGGCGCUGAAGGAGAAAACGGAGUCAACCUCAUCCCACUUCGACUUCCUUCCCUCGCCUACCCCGUCUCCGGAAACAAGUCGAAAACUCAACUCUGAUUCACGUGGAAACUCUGAUGAGGAGGGCUCCUCAGAAGUAUUCUUAGCUACAGACAGUGACUACGACUCCAGCAGAGCCCAGAGCCCCAGAGAGCUUGACCUUGUUUACUCUUCUUCUGGUCCUGAAGGCUACAGUAGAAGAAGUCUUCGCCCUUUGAGGGACAGUGCCCCGGACGUCCUACAGAGCCACGAACUAAAGACGCCUCCAGUUCCUCCAGAGGAGCACCAACCUCCCUCAGAGCUCUACGACAGUGACUUUGUCUUGCCCAGCCGGCAAAUUGAGUUGCUGCGCAUCACAGAGAAGAGGCAGGCCUACUGUGUCCGCACCAGCAGCCUAGAUUUCCCGAAACCCCUCUGUCACGGAGCCAGAAAGUCUUGCCCUGGCUCCGUUGACAGCUCCCCGACGGAAACCAGGACUGCAGGCCGUUGCAGCCCUCUGAGAUUUGGGACAGGCUCAGAGCUCAGUCCCAAGCACAGCUGGUCUGCGGAAAACUCUGAGCCUGUCUUUCGGACACGCUCGGUGGAAUGGACUCGCACCUUCCAGGAGACAUCAGAGCCAGGACAUGUAGCAAAUCAUGGCAAGUCAUCGGGUUCCUUCACCGUACAUGUGUGCCCUCAGUAUGAAACAGGGCUCUCCAACGAGACAAGCAUCAAGCUGCACAUCACCAACAAGAUGUCGGCCGAAGAUGUGGUGAAGCUGGUGGUGCAGGAGAUGAAUGCAAUCUCACGCGAGGUCCUGGGAACUGCAGAUGCUUUCAGCUACAGUGAAGAACAAUUGGGUCACUUUGGACUAGUGUUCGUAUCGGAUGACGUUGAGCAGUGGCUUCCAAAUGACUUCCUGCUUCUCUCACUUCAAAAGGCUUGGCCUGACGGGAGGUUCUGUGUUCGAAUCAAAGAGACUUCUCCUCUCUUGUUCCAAUAUGGACCUGCAACAACGGUAUGAGAGGAUGGGAUUAUAAGAGGAGAAGUGAGGAACAUCCAACUUCCAGUGAGCGGACAGCUCACCUUUGAUGCUUCCUUCUUGAAAAGACACUUUUGUGCCAGACACCAUGGGCCAAAACAGGAGCAUACUGGGCAGUGUGUUGCUUGUGUGUGUGUGUGUGUGUGUGUGUGUGUGUGUAUGUGUGGGUGUGUUUCAUUUUGACCAAAGAGAUAUCAAGACUUGGUUGUGACAACUACAAGUAAGGGUGAAGUCUAGGAGUCUUUGGGGUAAUGGUAUAUAAUUUAUCAAAGACAAUUUCAGCAAAUAGAAGAGCUGGUUAGGGUUAAAGAAGCAAUACAUAAUUAUAUUUUUUCAUUCUGAAUAUGGGAAAAGGGAGGACGGGAAGGUGUUAAUGAAGGAAAAGACGCCAUGAUCCUGGCUGGAAUAAUCCCGAAGUCAGGGCCUGGAGCUAAAAAAGGGGGGGAAAUUACCAAGUCCUGUUAAUGUUUCUUGUUUCAUUGUAUCUGGAGAAAUAGAAAAUUGCACAUAGUUCUCUGAACAAACUGUUCUCCUUUUCUUAAUUCUACCCUAGAAAUACACAGUAUAAAAUGUUGCAAAAGAUGAUCUCCCCCAGGAGCACAGAGGACAGAGUUUUUACAUCUGGAAUAAAACUUCCUUUUGGUAGGAAAGCUGAAUCAAUCUUGACCUCACCUAGAAAAGGACCUCUCUACUCUGGCCAGACUCAACCUUCUUUGGAGCCGACGGCUGACCUUUUGGGAACAGUCCUAAGGGCUCUGCAUUUCUUAAAACCACAUUAUUUUUUAUUUUAUUUUGUCUGCCUUCUCCUUCCUCUACCUAACCAUCAAACUAAAAAGGGAAAUGGGAAAGGAUGGCCAGGUAACAACUCUCUCAAUCCCCUCGUCUUUCCCCUGCUUGCUUUUUCCUACAUUCCCACACAGGGCAGGAAAGCAGUCCCCCUUUUUCAUCUCCCAAGGUAGCUGAAGAUUGUGAGUAAAGCACUUGUUGGAACAGCCAGGAGUUCCUCCUUUCCGUGAGCAACAGCAGGACUGAGUAAGGGUCAUGAAAAGCUGCAGUUCUAUGCAAUAGCUGAUCACAACCGUCACCACAAUAUCCAGCUGAAAAUCAGAAAAGAUGCCUUGCAGUGAAAGCUAACCGACUGGGCUCAUUCUCACUGGCAGAAUAACACGGGUUGUGAUUCGGAUCCGCUCCGUGUGUGUAACUGAUUUCAAAAGAUCCCUCAUUCUCACUAUAAAAGGGGAUCUGUUUUUUUGCCACAUGAAUCAGUUUUCUUUUUUUGUCCCCAUUUGCUCUGCUUCAAGCUGGGGAUGGGGGAAGCUGGUGAUGGAGCACAAGCUGGCAGAGGAAGAGAGCCAAGACCAGGGACAGCAAGGAGGCACCAGGGAAGCCAAGCAGGGAGGGAGGGAAGGAAGGAAGGAAGGAAGGAA
This is a messenger RNA of Sceloporus undulatus (fence lizard), 6188 nucleotides long. Its product is annotated as ankyrin repeat and fibronectin type-III domain-containing protein 1-like. Gene Ontology annotation, cellular component: spindle. The transcript is spliced from 26 exons. Gene Ontology annotation, molecular function: protein binding. Gene Ontology annotation, biological process: establishment of mitotic spindle orientation; regulation of establishment of bipolar cell polarity; signal transduction. NCBI's taxonomy places the organism in Eukaryota, Metazoa, Chordata, Lepidosauria, Squamata, Phrynosomatidae. The record is from RefSeq and is a predicted model, not a curated record. The coding region runs from base 598 to 4743 and encodes 1381 amino acids.